CGUUCCCCGAAGGGCACCCAUGAUGGACGGGAAGGGGGCCCGCGCUGGCUGAGUACACGCAGAAAGCAGCUGCGCAGGAGAGAGGGGCAGAAGCCGAAUGGUGGAGUUGAAGAUGGCGGAUGGUGACAGUGGGAGUGAGCGCGGAGGUAGUAGCGGGGGAGGAGGUGGAGGCGGCUUCCAACACUUCCAGAGGGACCAGGAAACCCAAGAGUUGGCGUCAAAGCGCCUGGACAUCCAGAACAAGCGCUUCUAUCUGGACGUCAAGCAGAACAGCAAAGGCAGGUUCAUUAAAAUUGCCGAGGUAGGGGCUGGGGGCUCUAAAAGUCGCCUGACCCUCUCACUGUCAGUGGCGGCGGAGUUCCGUGACUAUCUCGGGGAUUUCAUCGAGCACUACGCCCAGCUGGGGCCUAGCAGUCCGGAGCAGAUAGCCCAAGCUACCGCGGGUGAAGACGGUGGGCCGAGACGAGCUCUCAAGAGCGAGUUUCUCGUCCGGGAAAAUCGCAAGUACUACCUGGACUUGAAAGAGAACCAGCGGGGGAGGUUCCUCCGGAUCCGGCAGACCGUAAACCGCGGACCAGGCUUUGCAGUUGGGGGCCCAGUGGGCGGCAUGCUGGCCGGCCAGACCAUAGCCCUUCCGGCCCAGGGGUUAAUAGAGUUUAGAGACGCCCUUGCUAAGCUCAUAGAUGACUACGGGGGAGACGACGAGGAGCUGACCGGGGGCACGGCUGCCGGGGGCUACGGCGAGCUUCCCGAGGGCACCUCCAUCAUGGUGGACUCUAAACGCUUCUUUUUCGACGUCGGGUCCAACAAAUACGGAGUGUUCCUACGCGUGAGCGAGGUUAAGCCCAGCUACAGGAACUCUAUCACCAUCCCGUUCAAAGCCUGGAGCAAAUUUGGAGGAGCUUUCUGCAGAUAUGCAGAGGAGAUGAAGGAGAUUCAGGAAAGGCAGAGGGAUAAAAUGUACGAGAAGAGAGACGAGUCCGAGGGGGACGAUGUGGAUGACGACUGAGAAAAUAAAAUAAAAAGCUGUCAGCCCAGUUACACGAUGACAGAUCAACAGUAUAAGAUUAUUUUGCAAAAAAGAAACAAAAAUACAAAAAAGAAGCAGAAAUGACAGAUAAAGUGCAUGACAAAUCGUGCUGUAAUAGCCUACUAAGUAUCGUGGAGUUUAAAAAAGUAUAUGUGCAGGGAAUUUUUGGUGUAUUAUCCUAAAGUUUGUAGGGCUGCAGGUUGAAGUGGUGGUGUGAAUCUCUGAAAGUGAAAAAUGUAUAAAUGAGAUGUAUCUCAUUGGCUGCAAAAAGGAAUGAGUUAUGCUUUAGUGUUGAAAAAAUAAGAGGAGAACCUACUAAAACCAGCAAGUUGGUUUUUCUAAUUCGAGGUGAAGCCAGUGAAUGCUUUCCUAUGUGCAACAUAGUUUCUAUUUAAAGAGUGAGGACCUGUUGAAGAUGUUUUCCCUUCUUGGUUUAAGGAGAGAGAGCUAGCAUCCAUCCUGUUCCAGUCCAGGACUCAGUGGGAAGUUUGCGGGAUUCUUGUAAGUCAGACAGAAGAAGCUGAGAGGAAUGCAGAGACAGAGCUACUGUCACUUGGUGGAUAUUGAUGUGUCAGAUAUGUCAGCAGCUGGAGAGUUGUCAAACAACUGUACAACUGCUGCUGCAGCAUCUGCAGGCUGUUAAUCGAAAAGAUUACCCAAAAUGUCGGGAGGAAGUUACUAAGAGGAUUAUCUGUAAGCCCAAACAACAAGGGCCUGGUGGACUAAAUUAAAAGCUUUGACUCCAGUAGUCAAUUACGGUGCUGAAAAGCUGGGUUUUAUGUUAUACAUAUAAUCUUAGCAAAGCAUAAUUCAUAUUGUUUUCAGAAAGAUUCGCUCAGUGAGGAAGAGCGGUUAGUCUUCUCACACCAGAGCAUCCUUGGUGUUUUAAGAACAACUGCUUGGAAAACCAACAACUGGGAAGCGGAUCCCACCGGGGGAAACAGAUGUGGUUUUAUGUGACUUUUCCGAUGCUCAUUUGCUCCCACAUGCCACUACAAGGGUCCAAAUAUCUUGCAGUUGGACGGAGAGGCUACAUCACAUAUUGCGACAAGUUGUUUUGCCAUCAGCCUUGUGGUCAGAGCUGGAGUCUUAUCCAGCCAAAAGCCAUUCUCUGACAGCGCCUUCUAACAUCAUGAAGACCCUGGACAGAAACGCAUUGAUGGAUGUUUUCUUUUUUGUUUUUUGCUUUUUCUUCUUUCAAACAGAGAGCUAUAUUGAAAUGAGAUUCUACUUAUAGGAAAGAUAUUACCAAACAAACCAGCAAAAGAUAUUUUCAGAUACUUAUAAAGGAAAACAUAUUGUCUAAAGGAAUUUCAAUCCUACAAAAUAAAAUUAAUUUCUUAAAACAAA
Archocentrus centrarchus (flier cichlid) is the source of this 2380-nucleotide messenger RNA. It is a transcript of the gene purbb, whose product is annotated as purine-rich element binding protein Bb. Gene Ontology annotation, molecular function: purine-rich negative regulatory element binding; DNA-binding transcription factor activity, RNA polymerase II-specific; RNA polymerase II transcription regulatory region sequence-specific DNA binding. The record is from RefSeq and is a predicted model, not a curated record. Gene Ontology annotation, biological process: regulation of transcription by RNA polymerase II. The transcript has a single exon. Gene Ontology annotation, cellular component: nucleus. NCBI's taxonomy places the organism in Eukaryota, Metazoa, Chordata, Actinopteri, Cichliformes, Cichlidae. Bases 98 to 1009 code for a protein of 303 amino acids.